CCCGGCCCAGCAUGUUCGUCUUCCUAGGCACUACGAUACCUGGUGUCAGAAGUGGGAUGCGUAGUCAAGCACGGCUUUGAUCUUCAACGGGCAGCACCGUAGGGACUACGCAAUGGAUUCAUUGAGAGCGCCGGGUCCGUUAAACAUGACGGGAGAAGCGAGCAAGAAUUGGCAAACGUUCAAGCAGAGAUUUGAACUCUUCCUUGCGGCAUCAGAGCCGGAUGACAAGAAGCGAUCAGUGUCGUCGAAGACAGCGCUGUUUCUCAGUGUCGCAGGUAAGCAGCUCCUCCUGGCCGACAUGCUGUCCCGUGCCACAACCAAGACAACGGCCUGCGACCUCGACAGCAACGAUGUAGAGGUGCACGCCGUGAGUACGGUUUCCUCACUUGUUAGCGAGAACACAUGGAGGCGGCUGGCUGCGGAAACGGCGCGUGACGAACAGCUAAGAAACGUGCUGCGAGAUUUAGAAGCUGGAAAAUGCCUGGACGGGCUGUGGAAACGAUUCGCAGGCGAGUUAUCACACGUGAAAGGAGUGUUGCUGAAAGACUGCAAAGUAGUUAUUCCGGCUAGCAUGAAAAGAGAGACACUGGAAAGAAUUCAUCAAGGGCACUUGGGAAUCAACAAGUGCAAAGCCAGGGCAAGACAGUUAGUUUUUUGGCCAGGAAUGAACUCGGACAUAGAAUCUUUCGUGCAGACAUGUUCUAUCUGCAAAAAGUAUGCAUAUAGCCAACCUCGAGAGCCUCUACUGAUGCGCCCGGUGCCGGACCAACCGUGGUACCGUGUCGGCAUUGACAUUUUUGAAUACGGUGGGAGGUCGUACCUGUGCGUUUACGACGCCCUGUCCAACUUUCCCGAAGUGGAACUACUCAAAGACACCACGGCCAAAACAGUGGUUGACGCAACAAGUUCGAUCUUCGCAAGACACGGCAUUCCCAUAGAAGUUUGUUCUGACAAUGGCCCUCAAUUUUCAUGUCGCGAAUUCGCGUUAUUCUCACAAUUGUACGAUUUUAGACAUGUCACGUCUAGCCCGGGAUACCCACGUUCUAAUGGGUUGGCAGAAAAAUGCGUUCAGAUAACUAAGCGUAUCCUCAAGAAAACGAUGGAAGCGAAACAAAAUUUCUGGUUGGGACUGCUCGCUUUCAGGACAACUCCACUCGAGUGCGGCGCAUCGCCCGCUGAGCUGCUGAUGGGGCGAAGGCUCCGCACAACAAUCCCCGACGUUCAAGGCAACCCCAGUCACGAGGUGAUCCGGCGCCUUCAGACAGACCACUCUAGGGGAUCAGCGGCACGCCUGAGCCCUGGAGAUACGGUCCGGAUCAAGAAAGGUGCAUGGGACACGAAAGCAAAGGUUCUCAAGCCGGCUGGUUACCCGAGGUCGUAUACAGUCGUCAAUGAAAACGGCACGGUGUUGAGGCGCAACCGGCAGCACCUGCUACUGACCCGGGAGCCUUUCCGACGCAGCGUACAGGAAGACGACGACGGUGACUUCGAGGGAAACUCGGGCCAAAGAAAUGGGUCGGCACCUAGCUACACAGAAUGUACAGCCCCGUCUAUUCCCUCUGAGCCCUGUGCCCCAAUUAGUGUCUCAUCCACACCAGCCCCAAGGAGGUCGCUCAGACAACGUCGACCGCCUCAACGACUGGCCUACGACGAGAACUUCGCGCAAGUGCCUUGAACUAAAGUGCCUGACAAUUUUCAUUAAUGUUAUUUUCCCAUUUCUUGUUUUGUUUUUCGUACAAAGGAAGAUGUAUCGUAUCUUGGGCGCCGAGCGCCACACGUGUUCCGCGCAAGCGCAUUGUAUGUCACUACGCAUGCACCAUGUGCAUGCUGUGCAAACAACUUAUCUGUUACUGAUAAAUAGGCACACCCCUUUCUAAAACCUAUAUAUGUACACAUGUUCAAUAAAUCGGGGUUCUUUCCCCCACUG
Molecule: messenger RNA, 1927 nt
Organism: Dermacentor albipictus
Lineage: Eukaryota; Metazoa; Arthropoda; Arachnida; Ixodida; Ixodidae
Source: RefSeq, a predicted model, not a curated record